AUGGCUUCAUUUCAACAAAUAAAUGCGACCGAUAAUCACCUGAUUGAAGAAGAACAGCCACACGACCCUUCGCCUCAAAACACAAUUACAGGCAGAACAGCGCAUGUGAUAAUCAGAAUUGGUGCAGAAGAAGGGAUGCGUAGGAAGAUAAAUGACAAGGUUAAAUACAGUAUGUUUAUGGCAUAUGCAUGGCAUAAAGAACUAGAAAUUGGAAGGUAUUAA
This is a messenger RNA of Dentiscutata erythropus, 222 nucleotides long. The record is from the annotation of a GenBank genome assembly. Lineage: Eukaryota; Fungi; Glomeromycota; Glomeromycetes; Diversisporales; Gigasporaceae.